GUGUGUGUUCAUGAGGGUGUGUCUGCUGCUCAUAUAAACUCGGUCACUCCGGCGAUUCAUUCACUGCGGAAGUUCCUCAAACUGAAGACCUGUUUUACAGCAUUGUGUCGGAAUGGAGCAUCUGUCCGCGGCGCACGCGCGCCUCUCUCUCAGUCUCUUCCAGAAGAUCUCUGAGGGACACGCGUCAGUAAAUGUCUUCUACUCUCCUCUCAGCAUCUCUGCUGCUCUCUCGAUGCUGUCUCUCGGAGCUGGAGGAAACACGGCGUCUCAGAUGUCCCGGACUUUGCAUUUUCCUGAAGCAGAAGGUGAAAUGCACGCUGGCUUCACUAAACUCCUGAGCGAGAUCAACCGAGCCGGAGCUCCAUACGCACUGAGUCUGGCCAGUCGGCUCUAUGGAGAGCAGUCCUACACGUUCAUCGAGAAAUUCAUUAGUGACACAAGAACCCUGUACGAGGCUGAGCUGGAGACGGUGGACUUCAGUAAUGCAGACGCAGCUCGAGUCAACAUCAACAGCUGGGUGCAGAAGCAGACACAAGAGAAGAUCCAGGAUCUUCUGUCCGAGGGCGAUGUGGAUUCUCUGACCAGACUGGUGCUGGUGAACGCUAUCUACUUCAAGGGCAGCUGGGAGACGAAGUUCAGAGAGGAAGACACCAGAGAGCAGCAGUUCAACAUCAGCAAGAAUGAAUCGAAGCCGGUGCAGAUGAUGUUCCCGAAGGCCAAGUAUUUUUCUAUUUAUUUUAUUUAA
This is a messenger RNA of Sinocyclocheilus anshuiensis, 745 nucleotides long. RefSeq names its product leukocyte elastase inhibitor-like. The record is from RefSeq and is a predicted model, not a curated record. Gene Ontology annotation, biological process: negative regulation of endopeptidase activity. Gene Ontology annotation, molecular function: serine-type endopeptidase inhibitor activity. Bases 113 to 745 code for a protein of 210 amino acids. The transcript is spliced from 6 exons. NCBI's taxonomy places the organism in Eukaryota, Metazoa, Chordata, Actinopteri, Cypriniformes, Cyprinidae.